GAAGUGUUUUGAGUUUGCCAUUAAAGCCAGAACACUGGAGGGGGAAGAGAACCACGUCUACUUUCGCAACUUUCAAGGCCGUCAAAAACACACCUCGGCCCGAAAAACACAUAAUGAAACAGGCCUGUAAAUGAGCUCUGAAGACGGAGGAGUUGACGUUAGGGUGACUUUUUUUUUAAGCUAGCGCUGCUUCCUCGUUCGGCAGAGGGGCGAAACAUCUCAACAUCCUCACAAAGAAACUUUGCUUUGCUAGGCUGCUAACUCGAAAACGACCAAGUCAACAACAACAAAAAAAAGUACCACUAGCGACGGCGCUUGCUCAAUAAAACGUGUAUAUGUCGAGCUGAGUGACGUUAACUUGUUUAAUUCACUGUGAAAGUUAUGUGUGCGGCUCAGGGGAGAACUUUGUAACGGUUUCGAGUAAUCAUCAUCAUCACUAAAGGAGGAAGAGCUGCAGUGGGUAACUUUAGCCAAGCUACGAGCAGCAGCCCAACUCGUACAGCUGAAACUGGGCUGCCAGUUUUUAGGUGAUUAGUUCAAGCUGGUUCCCGCAGACAUGUCCGGCCGAAGUGGACCUGGACAUCCCCGGCCCGGCUCUCUGGGUCCGCAGCCCCUCAAGGCGACUGUUCCCUUCAGGCUGGCCAGCAAACCGCGACCGAACCGGAGGGAUGGGAAGUCAGCAGGAAAGCCCAGGCUGCACCAGCUGAGCUCGGGGAUGAGACGGACGAUGUCGCUGGACGCCAUCAUCGGGCCGUACCUGCAGGGACACUGGCCGAAAGAACCAGAAGUCCACUGCGGUCCGUCCUGCAAGGACAAAUCAACCCAGACUCCGGAGUCAUGGGUGGAGAAGUCCAGGAGCAGGCGAGCUAGCAACAGCGGCAGCCACAGACGCUCGGCAUCGUGGGGCAGCGCUGAGCAUCUUCGAGAGAUUGCCAAACUGAAACAACAACUGCAGCAGGGCAGCAAGCCUGCAGCCUCUGGGGUGCAUGACAAAGAUCGUCAGUGUUGUUAUCCUCAUGGGAGCUGUAGCCUAGGAGCAACUCAGACCCAGCCGGUUCCCAUCCCCCUCUCGCCUCUGUCUACUCUGGUUCCCCGCCUGCGCUGCAGCGUGGAGGGCCUCAACCAGGAGCUGGAGGGCAUGUUCAUCAGCCAGUCUCCUCCCCCACAGCACAGGCUGCUCGAAGUUCCAGACGGUCACCGCGCUCCGGUGCCUCUGCACAGCUGCAGCAGCGGUUCGCAGAGCGACCGCGCCACCACACCCCUCUCCUCCUCCUCCAACUGCUCCUCCCCCUGCGCCUCACCUCCAUCUAACGCUCUAGAUGCUCCUCUGGACCCUCACCAAGGCUCAGUAGAGAAAUGUCCGCUGUCUCCAGUGUCCUCCCAAAGCGAGGCCGAGCUCAGCCAGCCACCACAAAUCUCCUCCUCUCCAGGACUCAACAAAAGCUUCUGCUUCCAGCGAGAACCUCCAGAGGGCUGCGAGAAGGUCCGAGUCUGGGAGGAGUUCAGUAUCUCACACCACCACAAGGAGGCCCCGGUCUCCUCCUGCCCCGACCCCAACAAGGUGAACUUCACCCCCCACGGCGGCUCGGCCUUCUGCCCCGUCAGCCUGCUGAAGCCCCUGUUCCCCUCCAUGGACCUGCUGAUCCGCAGCCUCACAGUCUCUCCCGUCGGGAACUGCUCCGGCCAGGGAACGCCGUCCGCCGGGAACCGCGGCGCCUCCCCGGAUCCGGCCGCCGCCUCCGCCGUGCUGGGAGACGCAUCGGGAGAGGCGCUCGCCUUCUGAUCACAGCUGCAGCUCUUUUCUGUGAAAAUGAUGAUGCAAAUGUUUACCUGGACCAGGACAGGUGUGUUUGAACUGCUCUUCUUCUUUAGAUAUAAAAUAAUCUGAUUUAUAAAUAACUCUGGAGGAGGGGCAAAUAAAUGACAUGGUAGUGUGAACACCCCUGGUGAAAUUUCAGGUAUUUUUCCUGACAAAUCAAGUCUUUCCACCUUUUAUUGUGACUUUUUCUCUUAGUCCAUUGCACUUUCAGUCAAAUUUAACUCUAAUUUUAAUCCAAAUUCAUUCAUUUGUGUUUGUAGAUGUACCUUUUAGCCCCGAAUUAUUCAUAUUUCCUGACGUAUUUGGAUUUUAAGUCUCACCUUAAACCAAAAUGUUAUUUCUCAACAUGAUAAAACUGUAAAAUGAGUUUUGUAUUAAAAAAAUAUAAUAAUAUAGCUGUAUUUAUUUAAAUUUGUAUUAAAAAUUGUGUUGCAAAUUAGUUAUAUCCUUCUCAAUAAUCGCUUUGUGAGUCUCGGCUUCAAAAACAUUCAUUUUACAUCCACAUCCCAGUAAAAUUAAAAUAAUAUAAUAAUUCGAUACAAUAAUUUUGUGCUUAACUGUAUGUUUGGACUUCAAAUUUUUAUUUUCUAGCAGAAAUCCUGAAGGUUUUGUGUAAAAAUUCAUGAAAGUUUUCAGAAAUGUAUCCACCAUUAGCAAGAAAAUUAAACAAGCCCACAGCAUAAUGAUGCCACCACCAUGUUUACCUCGGUAGGGAAUUCUCUCUUGAGUCCCUUCUUCUUAGUCUAGAUAUAUGGAUAAUAGAAUAUAUCAUCUAAUAUAGAAUCAGUGCUGCUGUUGUCUUCCUGACGGGUUCACGUUUUGUUUUUGGAUACAUUUCUCAUGGUGAGAUGCUAUGGAAAAUAAUGCUGAGGAAUUUUAUUCGUAGCCUUCUUAUGACUGGUACCUUUAAACAUCGAGGCUUUUCUGACUUUAGCUACCAGAUUCACUAGAAAGAUGGUAGAAAAUCUGAACGCAAUUAAAACAAGAGGUUAUUGCUGCUUUUUCCCCCAAAAUAUUUGCUCUUUAACAGAUCAGUUCAGAAUAUGUCGCAUUAAAAGUGGAAAGUUUUGAUUAUUUAUCAGAAUUUCCUUUAAAAAACAAAAUUUUACCAGGGGUAUGAACACUUCUGAGCUCCGUCAAAACCCAAAGGAAAGACUUUAUAAGCUACAAUUUGCUUCCAGAAACUCAAACCAUUUAAAUUAAGGUCAAUCAGUUUUAUUUUCCAAAGAAAUUUAUGGCCAAAAAAAAACAUACAACAGAGCUUUGACUUUACUGGCUUCACUUCCUGCCUAGAUCCUCCUCUUUUUUAUGUUUGUCCAAAAUAUCAGGAGUCUAGGUCUUCUGAGAACACUCACCUCUUAUUAAAAUGAGUUUUCUUCCUUGUUUUAGGUAUUCAAAGAUAUUUAUGUGUAACUGGAUGUUGCUAGUGCAUGACAAAUCAGCUGGUAAUCUUUGCUUGACUCAAGAGAAGACAAUGAAAUCACUUUUUUUGUUUUAUUCUACUAGACUGAAGGGAAAUUUCCGUUUGUUGGAGUUGGGUAGCAUUUAUACCCAAGAGCUUCAGCUUCCUGCUUUAAGGUAGUUUGUUGUUUUUGUAAAAAUAUGUGAGUUAGUAGUUAAAGAUGUUGUUUUUUGAUGUUGGUGUAUCAAGAAUACACCAGAUGGGUGUGUUUUUGACACUAUGUUGAUAGUUUUGAGGUUUCACGGCCUAGUUGACUACCUAACCAGUUUUAGUGGUAUAGAUGUGUCGCCUUUAAUGUUUGCUUUGAUAUGUUUUCGUUCUGCCAAGCUGACAAGUCGAUCAACUAGUUUUAUUUCCGGUAGACAAGUUUGCACAGAUUGAACUGUUACCUUUGAGUUGCAAUUCUUUGUUGUUUUCUUUUCUUUUUUCUUUUACAUUCAUACCUUUUGUACUUCAUUGUAAAUCUUAAGAGUAGUAAAGUGCAUUUUGUACGUCUUUAUCAGUUACCUGCAGCAUAAGCUAAAAGUAAAAAGAAAAAAAAUCCUGUUAUUUCUAGUUUUGUUGAUGUUUGUUUGUGGCAUGUUUUUCAUCAUCAGGUGGAGUUUUAUGCACUUCCAGGAGAGGAUGUUUGGUUUUUUUCCACUUUUUACACAUUUCUGGGUAAAAUGUCUGACAGAUUUGUGUGUGUGUGGGUGUGUGUGUGUUAGUGAGCAUGGUGAUGGAGACUUGAUUGAUCUUUCCACUAACUUGUAGUUUUUUUUUAAUUAUUAUUAUUAAAAAUACAGAAUAGAAUUGUUCUUUUCCCAUUUGAUAUAAAAUGCUUCCUUUCUGUUUGGAUGUUGGGAAUUUGCUGUUUUCUCAGGUUCUGUGUCCUGUCCACAUAAAUAUGGUGUGACAAUAAA
Messenger RNA from Xiphophorus couchianus (Monterrey platyfish), 4183 nucleotides. RefSeq names its product glucocorticoid-induced transcript 1 protein-like. Lineage: Eukaryota; Metazoa; Chordata; Actinopteri; Cyprinodontiformes; Poeciliidae. The coding region runs from base 557 to 1783 and encodes 408 amino acids. The record is from RefSeq and is a predicted model, not a curated record. The transcript has 8 exons.